AUGGAAAACAUUGGAUUCCAAGAUGUCGAAAAUCUACUCCCAUCUCAACUAUUUUAAUUAGCAGAGGAAAAUUAUACCAAACUUAAUUUUCCUGAUGCCUAAUAUUUUUACACUUUAUGUAUCCAAAAAGACCCUUUAAACGAAGAAGCAGCAUCCUAAUACGCUGACUUAUUAAAAUAAACUAACCAAAUUGAAAAGGCAAUAUAAUUUUUGACUCAAUAAAUUCAAUAUCACCGAAACGAAGGUGACUAUAGAAAAUAUUUACAACUCGCCGAUUUAUUAGACGGACAUGAAAGUAUCGAAUUGCUCGAAACUGGUAUAAAAUUAAUCCUCUAACACCCUAAUUAUAACCAAUAAAGUGACAUAAAACGCGAUUUAAGCGAAGCUUAUAGUGGUUUAGCAGAAAUAUACCAAACAGAUUUCCUCCAUCUUCCCGAAAGUGAGGAAAAAGUAAUAUUUUGUAUAAAAAAAGCAAAAGAAGCUGACCCAACGGCCCUAGAUAGUUAUUUAUAAGAAGCUAAUUAUUUUCUUAAUAAAGAAAAUGAAAAAGAUGCUAAAAUAGCAUUAAAUACUGUACUUAAAGGUUUAGAAAAAUUAAACGAAGAAAAUGAUCAUCAUGAUGAUUCUUUUAAAAUUAAUGUCUGUAAACUUUGCAUAGAGGUAAAUGAUUUUGAAAGCGCGUUACCUAUAUUGGAAAAUAUGGUUUUGAGUAAUGAUGCGAAUUUCGAAGCUUUCUAUCUAUUAGCUUUUUGUCAUUUUAAAUGUAAUAAUUUCUGCACUUCACUUGAGUAUAUGGAAACUUUACUUACUAAAAAGGAAUAGUUUGAGGACGAUGGGGAAUUAUAUACUGCUGCCAUUGAACUUAAGGCAGAACUGGAUAAAACGGAUUUUUAAAAAGGGAAUGAUUGGAAAGAUGAAGAUGAAAAUGAAUAAGGAAAUAAUGAUGAAGAUUGGAUGGAUAUGGAAUGA
This is a messenger RNA of Ichthyophthirius multifiliis, 969 nucleotides long. RefSeq lists its product as hypothetical. Gene Ontology annotation, molecular function: protein binding. NCBI's taxonomy places the organism in Eukaryota, Ciliophora, Oligohymenophorea, Hymenostomatida. The transcript has a single exon. The record is from RefSeq and is a predicted model, not a curated record.